Molecule: messenger RNA, 468 nt
Organism: Caenorhabditis bovis
Lineage: Eukaryota; Metazoa; Nematoda; Chromadorea; Rhabditida; Rhabditidae
Source: the annotation of a GenBank genome assembly
AUGAAACGGAUCAACACGAGAGACGUAUUGAGCGAUUUGCGGAAAUCUUCGAAAAAAUGCAAGGAUGAUGUUGAGCAUGAAAUGGAACUGGACAGGACGAGUGUUCAAGAUCAAGAAUAUGAAAGUGAUAAUGAUGAUGAUGAAUUUGAAUCCCCCACCGGUGAUGAAGUUUAUAACGACGAACCAGUGAAAAAUGAUUUAUCUUCAUUAUCCAAUCAAGAUCUGAUGAGACUUGAUUUCGAAAAUAUGUUCACGAACUCGAAAGCAGGUGCGAUUUAUCUAGGAAGUCGUGAUCCUAAUGCGAAAACACACGACAGAAUUGUGAAGUGGGCCGAAAUUGCACUGAAGCAGAAUAUGGACGGGUACUGCGGAAAAAUUGUUUCUGGUACGCACGAUGAUCCGGAAGAAAGGCUAGCUGUGGCAACAUACCAGCGAAUCUUGACGAUGGCUUGCGCGAAAAAGGAGUAA